Pichia kudriavzevii is the source of this 654-nucleotide messenger RNA. RefSeq lists its product as uncharacterized. The record is from RefSeq and is a predicted model, not a curated record. NCBI's taxonomy places the organism in Eukaryota, Fungi, Ascomycota, Pichiomycetes, Pichiales, Pichiaceae. The transcript has a single exon. The coding region runs from base 1 to 654 and encodes 217 amino acids. Gene Ontology annotation, cellular component: Mis6-Sim4 complex.
AUGACCUCUGUACCUGUCACUUUUGAGGAACUACAGGAUUUUAUCCAGGAACAAGAACGAAUAUUAACCAAAGAGAUAAAAUAUGAUGAUAAAUUCAGGAAUGCCCUUAAAGGAACAAAAAUAAAAGUAAAAGAAGAAGAAAUGGAAGCAAUAUUGAACAAAGUUAACAUCAUAAUGAAGAGGAAGUAUAAAUCUAUUUUUUUUACUCGACAGUCUAGAUUUCAAACUAUACAACAGAUAAUUCAAUUGGAGAGGGAAAACAGACAAGAUAAAGCAAAUAGUAUGAAAGAUAUCAACAAACUUUUGAAGAUUUUUGAACAGAGGGUAGAUGGAGCACUUGUUCAAGAUCCAUUGAAUGGAAGGCUUUUUGAGUUGAUUUCCGAAUUGCCAGAUUCCAAUUUUUUGGAAACUAAUAGCGUCGAGAUAAUUGAUGAGUACGAUAGUAUACGUGAGAGGCUGCAAUCUAAUACCGAAAAGAUUGUGCAACUACAGAAAGCAAACGAGGAAAUAGAUUUCUUGAAUGAAAAUGUACGAAGCCUUCUUGACCAUAGUUUGGCAAAUAGAGAAACCGAACAAGAAGAUAAUAUAGAUCAAAACAUUGACUCUGAAAUUGAAAAAAUGAGGCAUCUGCUUUCCUUGGCCAAACAUAACUAA